This is a messenger RNA of Aspergillus caelatus, 339 nucleotides long. RefSeq lists its product as uncharacterized. NCBI's taxonomy places the organism in Eukaryota, Fungi, Ascomycota, Eurotiomycetes, Eurotiales, Aspergillaceae. The transcript has 3 exons. The coding region runs from base 1 to 339 and encodes 112 amino acids. The record is from RefSeq and is a predicted model, not a curated record.
AUGUCUUGUGCAGCUAAAUCAUUCCAAGGAUUCGCACUCGAAAAUGGAGCAGCGGGGGAGUUGAAGCAGUUGGAUUCACCUUUCAAGGCGGUACGAAUCAAUGCCUUGGUAUAUUUGCCUGUUGAGGAGGUGGGAAUCUUAAUGUUUAUUGGUGGUGAAGUGCCUUCUGUCGUCAGUGAGUCUAAUGCAACAUAUACCUCUAAUAGCUGGAACUAUGCCCAAGUAUACGAUAUUUCUGCGGGUAAAUGGUUCCACCACCGCACUUUGGACACUGUCGUACAAAGACGGACGGAAUUAUGUGCCAUUGUGCACCAUGACGCGUCCUCUACCACGUGUUAG